This is a messenger RNA of Spirodela intermedia, 2328 nucleotides long. The record is from the annotation of a GenBank genome assembly. Lineage: Eukaryota; Viridiplantae; Streptophyta; Magnoliopsida; Alismatales; Araceae.
AUGGUGGAGCUGAAGGGAACGCUGUCCCGGCGACAGCUUCUGAGGAAGAGGUCGUUUAGCCCCAGGUCCUCUGAUAGAGACGACAGAGGGUGGACUCCACUGCAUAUAGGCGCACGGAGAGGUGACUUAAAGGAGGUCAGUUGGGUCUUCAUUGGUUGGAGAUUUUAUCUUCUUUCCUUUCCUGGUUCUCAUGUGUUUAAGGUGUAUGACCUAUGUUUCCUGACGUUUAUUGUUUUCUUUGAUUGAUCUUGUCAUAUGUGAAUGCCCAAUUAAGGUUUUUCUAUUGAAAAUUUCGGCAAAUAAUGAUGUUUCACGCUUCAAGACAUCCGCGUCAUGCUGUUCUGAAAAUGAGGUCUGACUUGCGGAUUUAUAUGUAUUUUCUAUUAGCUUAAACUCUUUUUUAAAUUGGUAACAAUCCUAUUUUCUAUUAGCUUAAAAUGUUUAAAUUCUGACCAAUUAAACAUCGCUUGGAAGAUGGUAGAUUAUCAUCAUGGGGUAGGUUAUGUGGAUGAUAAAAAAAAAAUUAGAGGGAGCUGAAAAAUCGCGGGUGAACAUUUUAUUACCUUUGGAGAGUUGAAGGUGUUAGUUAAUUUCUUCCCAGAGGCAGGGUUAAAUUUAAAGACGAAAACACAACUCGUUUCCUGCAAAGUAGGGAAUCGAAUAAGCAGCUCAUGUUGCUUACAAAUCAAGAAGUUUGGACCGUCUCUCUGUGUAUGUACCUUUUCAAAUUUGAUUUUUUUUCUUUGCAGUAGUAAAAAAUAUUCAUUGGUGUGCUAUGACUGAUGCAGAGCAGAUUUCAUAACAUUCUAGUGAGAGAGUAGAUUAAAGUCUCAGCUCAUGCUGCUCUCUGAUUAUGUUCACAGGCAUGCGUUUUUUUUGUAUACCAGUGUAGUGUGGUGAGUUGAUGAGAACUUCUCAUAAAAAAAUUUGGCAAGUUUUUUUAUUUGCCAGUGGCGUUCAUUGAAGUUUUAGUUUGAUGGAUGUUUGAGUGUUCCUAGUUCUAUACUUUGAUAAUAACUGAUUUUUUGAUGUGAAACCAUUUUUUUGGGAAAGUAGGACACGGAAAGAUGCUUGGAAUAUGAAUGACCUGUCAUUGUUGAUGCCGUGUGUUGUGUAGAACUGGUAAUACUUCUGUUGCUGAUAGUGUUUGAAGAUAACUGGUUGUUUGGGUGCCACCGUCCGUAUCAAAGCGACUGGGGGAACAGGGUCUCUGCGCUACUUAACUAUCAUACAGAGGGAUGAUUGUUCCCUCUCUUGCAAGACCCAAGUAGCAUAUAUUUGUGAUUCUCUGGGUUUGUAUGUCGGACUCAUUGCUGUUGUCAUGUUUCUUCCUGCCUACAAAGAUCAGAAACCAACAUCAGAUUGAAAUUCUAUGAUACACUUCGAAACAAAAAUGGAUAGGUCAGGAUCCUAGACGUUAUUGAGGGCGGACUAGCGUAAUAUCCAAUUGGUGGAGAUGAGUGGUUAAGAUCUAUGCUAUUUCGAGCUGCCUUCUAGUGCUGCAAUGUUUCAUCUUAAUUUAAUCCUUAUUUGUAAUUUUUCUUUAGAAAAGUCUCUAGACGACUCAUGUUUACCAGGAAAUAGAUUCUCAGCAUUUUUUAUGAUGCUGAGAAUCAUAAAAGGUACAUUUGGCAACAUGAGGGAGGCGAUUUCCUAGGGCUGGGACAUUUGGCAUACAUAAACCUCUUGUAAAGAUGUAAUCUGAAACCGUUGACCUCAGUAAUUUCCACCGAAUUAUUCCACACCGAUGAGUUCUAGGUGUGUUAUUUGAUUACGAGCAGCCCAUAUGUAACAUCUCUGUGGACACAUAUUCUUCUUUUCCAUCCAGGUGAAGCGCCUCCUGGAAGAAGGGAUGGACGCCAAUGUCCCUGCAUGGGGCCCCAAAUCCCCAGGCGUGACCCCUCUCCAUCUUGCGGCCGAAGGCGGCCAUCUCAAGGUCAUGGACGCCCUGCUCGAGCAUGGAGCCAACAUUGACGCCAGAACAAAGGGUGCCUGUGGCUGUAAGCGCCCCCCCCCCCCAACUCCUGUCUCUCUCUCUCUCUCAUUCUCUCUCAUUCGUCCUGCAUCUUACCAAAGGUCAAACUUUGGACUCUCACUCCUUUGUAACAAACAGGGACCCCACUGCAUGCCGCAGCCAAGGAGAGGAACAAGGAGGCCAUUAGAUUCCUGGUGGAGAAUGGGGCCUUCCUACCCGAUGACAUCAACGACGGCCGCUUCAAUCCGCCGUUGCACUACUGCCCUGGCCUAGAGUGGGCCUAUGAGAUGAAGCUUAAACUGCAGGAGAUGCCCCUCUCAUCUGGAGACAGCUCCUGCAGCUCUGAAAGCUAG